UAUUGGAGAUAUUGGAGAUAUUGGAGACGAAACUAAAUAUGACGGUGAAGCCCGCGAACGAGUCGCAAGAACAAGGCUCUUACUCCGUUUCUGAGCUUCAGAAACCCAAGAAGGAGCUCUCGUCGCCGGGGCUGGGCGUGGAGUCCGGUGAUCUUGCCGGAAAGGUCUCGAAGGAUGAAUGGAAGUUGGAGGAGACGGAGGAGUCGCCGAAGUCGGUGGGUAAAUGGGGAAAGUACGUGCACAGCCAGAUCCUGAGGAUCAGGGAGGAGGACUCACACCUCGGCGAGGAUUUCAGUCUCGGCGUCAAAGAGAACGGCCAUCUUUCUGUUCUUCAUCAUCAUCAUCAUCAUCAUCAUCAUCAUCAUCACGAUCACGUGGAUGCGCCGAUGGACGUUGUGAUAUUCUCGAAGCCGAUCUUGCCGAACUCGCCUCUCAGCCGGAGCCGGAAGACCACCACCGUCGAUGCGUUACAUUGAAUCAAACCGAACGUGGUGCUAUCAAGGAGUAGAUGAAAGAUUUCGUUAAGCUGGUAGGAAGAGCGUGAAGUUGAUCAAAUCCAAGUCACUUUUCAGUUUUAAUCUUUCUUAUAGAGAGCGAGAGAGAGAGAGAGAGUCUUCUGUGUACAGUGAAGAAGAAGAAGCAAGGAGAAGCUUAGUGUAAACAAAAUGAUGGGCCUCGUCGAUCCUUUGCAGUAGUCUCCGUAGGCUUUAGACCAGAUGUAAUGUAAUGUAAUGAAAUGAUGUGGUUGGUUAGGCUAAAAGGAAGAUGGUCUGCGUCUACCUAUUUUCAUUCCUAUCCACAUACUGUUAACGGGGCAGUACCUGAUGUCAAAGACCUGGAAACACGGGCUCCAUGACUUCAUGGCAUAUUUGUCA
Corylus avellana is the source of this 875-nucleotide messenger RNA. RefSeq lists its product as uncharacterized. The record is from RefSeq and is a predicted model, not a curated record. Lineage: Eukaryota; Viridiplantae; Streptophyta; Magnoliopsida; Fagales; Betulaceae.